Messenger RNA from Diuraphis noxia (Russian wheat aphid), 564 nucleotides. RefSeq lists its product as uncharacterized. Gene Ontology annotation, cellular component: COPI vesicle coat. Gene Ontology annotation, biological process: intra-Golgi vesicle-mediated transport; intracellular protein transport; retrograde vesicle-mediated transport, Golgi to endoplasmic reticulum. Gene Ontology annotation, molecular function: protein binding. The record is from RefSeq and is a predicted model, not a curated record. Lineage: Eukaryota; Metazoa; Arthropoda; Insecta; Hemiptera; Aphididae.
AUGUUGACAAAUAUAGAAAAACUAGCGGCUCAAAUUGCCAGUGAUGAACCAUUGAUCACUCCUAAAAUACUGCCUCAACUGCUAACRAUCUUGCAAAAACUUAAGGAUAAAACAUUGUUCAAUAACUGGGACCAUGUCCAUGAAUCUUUCAAAAUUGACAAAACUCUGAGCAGUGGCCAUUUGUUACCAAUAACAAAUGUAUCCAUUGACAAAUUCGGAAAUAUUUGCGCCACUGGAAGCUACGACCGGACGUGCAAGAUUUGGAACACCCGGACUGGCGAGGAAACGUCGACGCUCGUCGGGCACGAGAACGCGGUGUACAUUGUGUCAUUGGCCAUCGCGGAAAGGGUGCUGACCGGAUCGUUUGACAAAACGGCGCGGAUAUGGUCGCUGGACAACGGGGGCGAAUGCUUAUGCACCAUGCGUGGACAUUCAGCCGAGGUAGUCGCGGUGGCCGUUUAUCAGCCCACGCAGACAAUAGCCACUUCGUCAAUGGACCAAACAACCAAGCUGUUCAGCAGCGUUACAGGUCAGUGUUGCUGCAGAGCCUGUAAAUUGUGCUAA